GUGCAACACUUUUGUGGCUUUCUGAAUUAGAAAACCGACCUUCACAUGCUGCUCAACUAAACACCAGAGAUAUUAUUAUUAGCAUUAUAAUUAUUGUACGGAUUACUAUAUAGAUUGUGUUGCUUCUGGUUCUGAAAGGCCAAAGAAUAAAGUGUGAUUUUGAGCUGAUGUUCAACCUGACCCCAGAUCAGGGUCUUAAUGCUCGAUAGUGAAACCCUGGUUACACCUCUUCCUUAUUAAAGUAAUGAAAACAUGCGUUUCCUCUGGGUGUACUUGUGAUUAUCACCACUGGCAGAGUCGCUGUACUCUUGCGUGCUCACUUGUGUGCUGGCUGGGCCAGUUUCACUAAUGUACAAUCCCUGACGUCUCGUUUUAAUUCACUGGCUGGUGAAAGUCCGUUUUCCCAACCUGCCCAGAACAAUCAUUUCGGCAGCACCGGGAAACAUGAGAUGAAUCCAUUGUUGAUCCCCAAGCUGCCAAAACUCAAACCUGUGGACAUGAACAGAGGCGCGGGCUCCAAUCCUUUGCCUAAACCGCUCAUGGUCAAACCCAACUUCAUAGUUAACUCUAUGGAGACCAGAUUCAAUCCUCCGGUUUCUAGCAACAGGACCGAUAGUGAUGCCGUUGGAGCGAAGCUUCCCAAUCGAUGGAAACUGGAGAACGCUUAUACGCAAGCUCCCAUCGUAGCCGGAUCCCAGAGUCCUGCCAAACCGUCUGUUAUGCUCAAACCCCUUCUUCAUGAAAAGAUCUUUAAAGCACUGGAAACCACUGCUGGUGAUUUGUCGGUACCGAAAAAGAAGCCUCUUCCCGGUUUGUAUGUUUUAGGAAAGUGUCCCGCCAAACCACAGAGACCUCCGCUAGUUAACCUCAACAGGUUCAGAGGGAACGUGUCCAACAGCAGCGUCCCUGAGGAAAGUUUCUCUCUCCCACCUCCACCGCCUCCUGAUCGCCUGUCAAUCACGUCUGUGACUCCACCCCCUCCACCACCACCAGACUUCCCAUUCCCACCUGCCCCCCCUCCGAUGGAUGAGGAGGAUUAUUAUGACGAUACGGACGUCACGAACCGGACCGAGACUUCACUAGGUGAAAGCCACAAUGACCCGGAGGGAUCAGACGAGGAAAUGUACCAGGAUCUCGAUCACAACUGGCCAGAAAACAACAAGGAACCAAAGGAUGAAAAGAUGACAAAAGAAUCGAAGGAACUAAAGAAAAAGAUGGAAAAAGAAGAGAAGAAACGCUUUGAGCAGGAGAAGAAAGAGAAGAAGGAGAGAGAGAAAAAGGAGCAAGAGGCCAGGAAAAGGUUUAAGAUCAAGGGUCCUAUCGUGGUUCUUGAAACGGUGAAGGUCAGCGUGGAUCACAAGGGAGGAAAGAACAAGCUUCCACUGAAGCAGGGAGAGAGCAUUGAAAUAGUGCGCAAAACAGAAAACCCAAAGGACUUUUGGCUCGCCAGAAACCCUGAAGGCCACUAUGGUUUUGUGAAGCCUGACACUCUAGAUGUUGUGAGAAGCACAACGGACGGACAGGAUGUGUAUGAUGACGUGGGCGCUGAUGAAGACCUCAAUAAUGUACCAGAUGCUGAAUGUGAUGACGAUAUUUAUGAUUGUCCAGACGAGCAACAAGCUGAUUUCAGCUUUCCACCUCCACCUCCUCCAGACCUCACUGAAUUUAAUGAUGCUAUGGAUGAGACAUACGAUGACAUUCUUCAGACAGACUUCCCUCCUCCUCCGUCUCCUAAAAGCAACUUUCCAAGAUUCAGCUCAACAAGUAAGACAGAUGAGAUGGACCCAAAGAAAAAGAAGAAGUUUGAGAAGGAGGAGAAAGAGUUUAGGAAGAAGUUUAAAUAUAAUGCGGAAAUCCGAGUGCUGUAUCAAGCUACUGUUCUCCAGUCACUGUCUAUAAAGAAGUUUGACAAUAAAGACUUGCCAGUCAAGCCUGGAGAAAUCAUUGAUGUUAUAGUUCAUCCAGUAGGUGGCAAACUCAUCGGCCGGAACGGUGAAGGAAAAUUCGGCUAUGUGUCGAAUGCUAAUUUGGAGCUGGACAGCUCUAUUUACGACGAUGUUGGUGAUGAGUGCCUCUAUGACAAUGACUAAACAUGGAUAGACUCAUCCAGUGUGUUUUCAUCAUCUUUCAGCUUCCUUAUCUGUCAUUUAUUCUUUCAG
Messenger RNA from Puntigrus tetrazona (Sumatra barb), 2159 nucleotides. RefSeq names its product FYN-binding protein 1. The record is from RefSeq and is a predicted model, not a curated record. Gene Ontology annotation, molecular function: protein binding. The transcript is spliced from 18 exons. Gene Ontology annotation, biological process: T cell receptor signaling pathway; integrin-mediated signaling pathway; protein localization to plasma membrane. Gene Ontology annotation, cellular component: plasma membrane. NCBI's taxonomy places the organism in Eukaryota, Metazoa, Chordata, Actinopteri, Cypriniformes, Cyprinidae. The coding region runs from base 450 to 2090 and encodes 546 amino acids.